This is a messenger RNA of Peniophora sp. CBMAI 1063, 2283 nucleotides long. The record is from the annotation of a GenBank genome assembly. NCBI's taxonomy places the organism in Eukaryota, Fungi, Basidiomycota, Agaricomycetes, Russulales, Peniophoraceae.
AUGUCUCGCUCGAUUCAUGCUCGACACGCCGAACGUUGGAACCUGCCGUCCGCAUGGUAUGCCGAGUUUAUGCUGAACCUGUUCAAAUACUGCAGUACACCUGAAGGAAACGCUGAAUAUCGCGCUUGGAUGAUAAAAGAACACGGCGAGGAGGAUGGCAACGAGAGAAUGCGCAAGUCCAAGGACCCCGGCGCACCAAAGAGGCUUUCUGAGAUGAGUCAGGAGGAAAGGACACUCUUUCGUAUUGCGGUGGAUUUAACUUCCUUCACGGGGUUACAGUGUCACCCUGGAGAGAUGAAGCUUUUCCACGAGUUCUGCAGCGUGACUCGCACGGCCAUGCCGCCGCGACCCGCCGCGGCACCAUCUCGCCGCAAAGGAGAGUCAGCGGAGAAUUGGCUAUUUCGUAGGAAUGAGGGAUUAGCCCAAGGGCAACGCUACCCGGAGAUGGACUGGCAGCUUUGCAGAGCCAUUGCUAUCAGCGAACUUGAUCGCGUGCGCGACGACUACGCGGCUAUGCGAGCAGACAGUCAACUGUUUACGGAAAGAAUCCUGACCCGCAGAGAAAGUAUCAUACCAUCGCCAGAGAUAGUUGAGAUAGGACGUUCAAGUCCCGCUUAUCUUUGGGUUCGCACGACCGAGGAUGCAUGGCGAGCCAUCACCCUUCUUCAGCACUUAGCUCACUCCGCUUGGAGUCAAGCCGCGACUUUAUUCGAAGAUCUUGCCGAGAAAGGCAUCACCACUCCUCGCGCGCUUGAGCGUGCAUACAAGAGGGACUUGGAUCUGUUUUGGCGCCUCUUGCGCGUUAUCACUGCUGUCGCUGAGCUAGAACGCGCAAUGGUAGGGCAGAGUGCUCAGAUCAUCACGUAUAGCGAGUAUUAUAGGCCGUGGUUCAAGCGUUACCGGACCCCAGAUGGCUGGUCGCAUAUAGAUGUAGACAAGGACGCAGUUACAGCAAGAUCUCCCGCCGACGCACUCGACAGAGCAGUGAUGAGAGUCUGCACGACGGGACCGGAUGCUGCACCUACCAUGCUCUUGUGGAGAGAGCUCAAGCUAGCGACAAAACGUGAUGCUAGGGUCGGGAAGAGAUUCAGCGCCGAGGCAUACGAGUUCAUGGGAGACUUCGCCAUAGUUCAAGAGUUCAUUGCCAACGUGUACGACUCUCCUUGGGGAGAAACAUUGCGAAAACACGCCGAGAUCAUCAUGUCCCAAUGUCCCGAUCAAGAAAUCGUCAAGCGGCUCGCUUUUAUGCAGCUCGGCCCGGACUCUCCGUCCCCAGUUCGCGCAAGGUACAAAUACGGAAAAGCUAGCAGUGUAUCGGAAGACCAACUCGUUCGUUGGAAGGAAGCCCGCGAGCCGGACGCGAUCUACUUUGGUCCCGAGUUUGGGAAUAAAGUCAACCCCCUCAACUUCUGGGUACGGGAUCCUUCCUACUUUGAUCCUCUCUUGCUCCGCAUAGACGCCACGCUAUGGAGUUCUGCCAGCAAGCUCGACCGACCUGGACAGCCUGGAACUGUAGCCCGACUGUACGGCUUGCUGGAUCCCAAAGACCCAAAAAGACCUACCUCCGCGAAAAGACGCCAACAGAAGCUCUUACAGCAAGACCCCGCCCCUCAGACGACACCAGCUCCUGCAGCAAGAGUCUACGAGCCAACCAUCCCCAUUGCGGUACCUGGAGCUAAGGACGAUGCCAUCGUCUCUGGGCACAGCUACACGGCAGAGGUCAAAUUCGAAAGCCCGUCCAAAGUCAAGAAGAAGAAAAAGAAGGGGAAAGCCGCGAGUAAGGCUUCAGGCACUGAGCUAUCCGUCGAUAACAUCACUCCCUUAUUGGAGACGACAACGAUAGAGCAAGAACCUUCACUGGCGGAGGCCGACCAAUCUCAACAGGUCAACCUAGACGAUGCUCCCGAUGCACUGCCCAUCAAGUUCGUCUUGCCUCGCAAAAUGGCAAAGAUCAUUCACCGUCUUCUCGAUGGACGCUACGACGACGACUUCACCAAGGAAGAUGCCGGUGCACCUGCAAAGGGCGAAGUGCGCUGGCAGGACUUCGAGAAGGUCAUGCGUCGCAUCGGUUUCCAAGUCGUCCAAACGGCGGGUUCAUCGGUGCGCUUUGAUCCCCCUGCCAGAACCGCCCGGCCUAUAUCCUUCCAUCGACCACACCCGGACGCCAUCAUUCCGCCCAUUAUGGCAAAGUGGUAUGGAGCCCGCUUGUCGCGAGUAUAUGGCUGGAGCAUGUCUACCUUCGAGAUUAAGGCCGGCGUGGAAACGGAGGAGACCGAAGAGUAA